AUGGCAAUAAAUAGCAUACAUGCCCGGCAGAUAUUUGACAGUCGUGGGAAUCCAACCGUCGAAGUAGAUUUAGUGACGGAGAAAGGUAAGUUACGAGACCUCAUGUUGUAUAAAGAAAUAUUUACCAAAUGUUCCAUAACAGUUAUCUGGACACUUAAAAAUAUAAAAACAAAAUAAAACAUGGCACACUGUAACACUGCCAUAAACAUGGGGAGAAAGACGCGAGUGCAAUCAGAUCAACCCCAAGUCUGUAAUGCAACCAAAAAACCCGCUUCUGGUAUUUUAGAAUUAGUUACCUUGGCAGCAAAAACCACCUAAUACAGGAGGUUAAUUUUAGCCUCCCCCGGAAAGAAUAAGAAUGAAUCUCAUAAGCAGUGAAAAUGCGAUUUCCAGGUUGUACGCUAAAAGAAACGGGCACACACAGGGAAGAUUUAUUUGAGGUUUGAUAUUUCCGGUGAAAAUGUCGGCCACCCAUCAUGAAGAAUCCUGUUUACUUCAGCUGGGGCUACCAAACCACAUGCGACCAUUUUCUGUUUGUACUCCACAAACAGCUUGCAUUCGCGUUUUUGGACAACAGCUUAAACGAUGGACCCGGAAAUUGGUGGGUCAGUUAGGACGUCCUGGUUCUGGUCAUAUGCGAUCCAUUUGAAGUUAAGAAAAGUCAUGUGGUGGUGACCCGUCAGCUCUGUCAAAUCCUAGGCUGUGGGAUAGCCAUCAAUCUUAUCGUAAGUUUAACGUAUCAAGCACAGGGGUGUCCUGACAGAGAUUCGAUGAAAAUCAGGAUGAAGCGUUCCAUACAUGAAGGGGAUCUCCGAGGUCGCGGUUAGACCUCUCGUAUUGUUCGAAAUAGGAGUUGUUUAACAAUUCGCCAGAAAGUAACGUGAACAGAAGACCCCACUUCUGUCUAGAAGAAGUCGACCUCUCCAUUCCAUCUUCAGUGCAACUGCGAAAAGUGCUUUCGUGUCGGAGAAACCUGCUGAUGGCUGCAAACGCGAGUGCAAGAGUAUCAGUUGGCCGUUUGAGGUUGGAUCCGACGUCGAAGAUAGCAACCCCUGCUGCGCCGUUGAGGUUGCGAACUUAGACGAUGAUCACACAUUGAGACAGGUGUAGUGGACCUGGGUGUAUACUGACUGUUCAGUCAACCGUUACAUACAGUUGCUUCCCUCUACCUGGUUCUACGAGUCCUCUUGACGACUGACAGCGAGACUGUGCAACAAGAAAGGUUGUCAAUCAUCGUCAGGACCAGUGACGAUGGGCCGAUACAGGUCACGGUGAAACGGGAAUCAGUCGCACAGUUUAUAUUGGAGACGUACGCAUCAGAGGAAAUGCAUCGUAUAACGACAACUGUGCACAGGACUCUUCAUGAUGGGUGGCCGAAAUUUUCACCGGAAAUAUCAAACCUCAAAUAAAUCUUCCCUGUUUAGGCUUCUUACUUUAUUAACGAAGUUACUCUGACCAGCUUGCAUUUUUACUGAAAGUUAAGUUUUCUAAAUCCUUUAGAGUACAUGAUACCUGUCCAUUGUUGUGAUUGCAAAUAAUGUUUUUUUCGCUGACAUCUAGCGGUUUUAAGCUUAAAAUUCGAUAGUUACGUUGGUGAUCUUCCCAAGGGUCUCUGGUUUUAGAACCCGAAUUUUUGCUUUUAUGAAAUCUAGGCAGUUAAGUUAAACAUGGCUUGCUGCCUUUUGCUUUCGAUUUGCCACGGAGCCUGAAGUCUGGCUAAGGUUCCAUCUGUGCUGGCAUUCAAAUUUCCCAGGUUUAUUUCGGGCGGCUGUUCCCAGUGGGGCCUCUACUGGCAUCUUUGAGGCAGUUGAGCUCCGCGACGACGACCCAAAUGCAUACAUGGGCAAAGGAGUGUCGAGGGCAGUUUCUAAUGUCAACAGAAUCAUUGCACCCGCUCUGACAAAACAAAAUCUGACUGUAACUCAUCAGGCAGAGAUUGAUGAGCUUAUGACAAAGGCCCUGGACGGAACCGAAAACAAGUGUAAGUGUCUUGGUCAGUCUAACAAUUAAACCGUCAUCAGUCGUCAACUUUUUACUACUUGGACAAUUUCGCAGUUACAUGGUUUAAAUGCAUUCACGAAAGUCUGCAUGUUUUGUUUGAAUUAUUCUUAGUGCGGGCGACUUUUAGGGGCGAAAAACAGGAUGCCAGGAAAACUAAAGAAUUUAAAAUGUGUGUAAAGGUUUAGGAACUUAUGACACUGGUAACAAAUAACGGAAUGCUUUUAAAAUUACGUGGAUUUACUGGUUUCUAAGACACAUUUUAGAUAUAUUUCGGAGGUGCUCUAAUGUAAGAAAAAGGUUUCUUAAAAUUAAGAAAAAUGUUUGUGUGUAAAAUCCUUACAGGAAUCCAAAAGAGGCAAGUUUUCUUCACAAAAUAUUGUCCGUGCUAUGUGGCGUAAAUGGUCUGGUUUAUCUCCCACAAUUGAAAACGUGUCUUUUUGUAAAUAAAAACCAAAUGAUCUAAUCUAUUUUAGCUGCUCAAAAGCGCUCCAGAGGCUAUUUGUUACUUUUUGAAUGAACUCACUCAACGGCGCGGAAGCCACUGUUAUUCCCAUAGUUCUUACUGUCUGGCAAGGACUGACAUUUGGGUACAAUAUUUCCAAUUUUUGAAUCAAUUUACGUCCUAGGCGAUUGGAUCAGAAGUUAUAGUACCAAACCUCGCUCGAAACGUGACAAUGGAAGCAAAAUCGCAGGAAAAAAGCGCGAACUCUUCAUUGUUACUCGGAUUUUAGGCCAGAAUAAUGUCUGAAAAGUCAUUCUCCAGCGGCGCCGUCAUUCUACCGGUUAGAUGCGCUUUUUCCAGCGUGCGGCUAUGAUUGCAGUCCUACUGGAAGUACUUGUCAACAAUUUCAAGUUUGGUAGAGGGGCGCAGGAUAUAGGUAAAAUGCCAUUAACGACAAAGACAAGGGAUACUGGAAUGAUCAUUUGUGGCUUAGUAGCUGUCGCCAGCCGGUCAUACCCAACCCCGAAGUGUGGAACGCCUGGGGUUUGAACUCGCGACCUGUUAGUUAGAAGUCCACGCCUCUAACAUCUGGGCAACGGGCCUGUUGUCCUGUCGGUUUCGAUCGGGAAUAUACAUAGAAUAAGUGUAGGCUUGCUAACAUUUCCGUAAGAAAAUACAUAUAAUAAGUUUUCGCAAAUUUGUGUGCAGGGCAAAAUCAGGAUGUAUAAAAAAUUACCAAAAGACGGGAUUUCAAAUACAGAAUUAGGGACAGUUGUUUUGUCUGCAUCUUUUUGAAUUUGAAAUAAGUUCAUAUUCUGCAUCAUUAAUUAGUUUCACUUUGAUGGUGAUUUGUAACUAUAUGGAAUUAAAACUAGUUUGUCUGAUGCAUGGAUGCACUCAUCUUCAUCUUACUUAGUUCUGAAAUAUGUUGAACUGAAAAAUUGCAUUGCCACCCUCCAGGUAAACUUGGCGCCAACGCGAUUGUGGGAGUUUCCAUAGCCGUCUGCAAAGCCGGUGCAGCAGAAAGUGUAAGUAAAGCUUUGAAUCUACUGUUUAAUGAAGUAAUAAGGAGAGCUUCCGGUAAAGCUUGUUAAAAAGCUGGAAUAAAUUACCGAAAAUUAUUGGGUCCUCAAUAGCCAGCGACGAACUUUCCUCACAUCUGUAGACCCACGUUUUGUCCUUCUCAAUAAAAUAACGGAAGCAGUCCUUUGUUCUUAUUUUUAAAAACUGUAAAAUACUAGGAAAACUGAGGGCAGUUCCAGUUUUGGCAACCCUGAAGGCGGGUUAGAAAAGUUUUCAAGAAUAGUAGGAAGGAGUGAUAUACGAGAAUCCUUAAUCGACUACCUAACUGAUGAAUGGGAUCUCUUCAGAAUCUUGUUCAUUAGCGUCGGCCAAAUAUCGGGUUAUACUCAUAGUGGACGAAGAGCCCAUGGACAUAUUUCUUGGUUAGGGUAAUGUGCGCCAUGUCAAACUCUCACUGUAUCAAAAACACACUUACGGAAGGCAGUAUCUGUCUCUUCAAGCGUCUCCAUAUCGCGUCUGAUGUUUAAUCAACAGUUAUUUUUUUAUACACGCCGGCUUCUGUUCUAACGGAAUCACCCUGAGAUUCACGCAUGUUUAUGUCUAAAGUUUCAUUGCGUUUACAAGCCCAAUUGUCUGCAAUAACCCGGUUGUGAAUCGAAAAAGGGAAAAAAACGGAACGUACCAGAGUCAAACAGCGUAAAUAGCGCGAAUUCGAUGUACAUGAGGGCUCACAGGUCGAUUCAUGUUUUAAAACUUGCCAAAUUUUUCGGAACUAGUUUUUUCGCUUUUCGUUUUAUAUUUUGUAGAUUUACUAUCAGAAGUUAACUAGGGGGCAACACCUACAAAUAAGUAAAUUUCAUUGCAAAAAUUAGCGCUCCAUUCUUCCGGUCCGCAUAGCACGAAUGUCUACCUUCCAGAUUUGUGCAAUGCUGAACUAAGGAUCAGUUAGGCAAUAAACGUUUUCCACGCACAAUUAAAACAUUCCAUUGUGUUUCAUUAUGUUAUAAAGAAUGAAUACAAACUCGAUAUGUCAAAGGCCUAUCCACUUAUAAAGCAAUUAGACAACUUACUAACUGGUCUGCGUGUCUAGAUACAAACUGAUUUUCCCAAAUGAUAUCACAUCUAAGCUCACAGCGCUAGUGUCAAAUUGAUUUAUAAAUAAUUUGACAAAAUUUGGGAUUUUAAUUUUAGUAUUCCUGUGUCUGAUGCUCAUGGCGACUGCGAAGCUGAACUCCAAGUAAUCUCAUCUGCAAUUUAGUCACUGGGUUAUUCCGUUGUAAGGACUCUGACCUGAGGUUUUGAUGCCCCAAAUGACUAUUAAGCUUGGCAGUCAUCUGAUGGACUCCGGAUUGAUUGCUUAGGAAAUUCUGCCUGAAAAGUCGGUUUGCUGCAUAAGAUUUAGUGGAUUCCGUACGUUUUAGUAGGUUGGGCGGGAUACGCGACCCAAAUGCAAUUAAACUUACUAUUCCCGGUCAGGACCCCGUUACUCACGGGGCCAGAUCGUUGACUGUACCCAAGCCCUGCCAUUGCUGUGACGGGUUCGAAUUGCGCCAAAGUCGCCGAGCUAUUCAUAACUGGGUCAAAUGGAUUUUUAAGGGUGUAACACUGAAAGACUAACAAAAGUAACAAGUGCAAAGGGAAACAAGGUCAGGUCGCGGUAGAUAGAAAAGGCAUGUGCAUAUUCAUAUGUGGUAAACUGCUAACGUGCCCAGAAGAUUUUGUCACUGAAUGUGUAGUUGUCUGCAACUAAUUUAAAAUGCCGCAAAAGUGUCCGAAAUGCAUGUAACUUUGAGAGAACCAAGUAGUUAUUUUUUAAGAGCAGGUCAGCGUCUAGUAAAUAGCUUUUUCAACGAAUAGACAGACCAUAUAGCAUCAGGAGACUAACGCAAUAAAGCACUGUGCGCAGUACAAGCGACACGAGAGCGUACAGUCAAUGAUCGAUCUCAUGAAAUUUUGUUCAGAACUGUGUACUGCGUUUUUAAUUGGGAAAGAUUAGUUAGGUAGAGUUGUAAUAUCGAUGAGCAUGCGGUAUAAUGCUGCAAUAUUUCAAGUGCACCAGGAUGUUAACUUUUAAACGUACUCCUUUCCGACCGCCUGCAAAUGCUGCACUUGGUGAAAAAUUACCACUUAAAUAGUGGACCUUUUUGUUAAUUUCGAUGUCCUGAUAAAUUUAAAUAUACUCUAUGAAAAACAUACAUGAAAAUAGUAUUUCUUAUACCCAUUUGGUAGGACAUUACGUCCUCUCCCAGUUAUAUAGUCGAAACAACGAUGUUUUUGGUUUUUUAGGAAGUUAGUAAUUGUGAAACUUUUCUAGACCAUAUUAUGUCCAUUCAAAUGAUAUUGCGUCUGUCCGUUUAUUCAUUGUCCUCAUGAAGAAGACUCGAUUUGUCACCAAAUGAACACAAUAAAGAAUAUUUUCAUGCAUGAUUUUCGCAAAUUAUAUUUGGAAAAAAGAAAAAGUGUUCAUUAUAUAAGUAGCCAUCUAUUACCGAGUGCAGUCAUUACAGGUGGCCGAAAAGAGGAGUAUUUAAAAGCCAACAUCCCGAAAUACCUGAAAUAUCACGACAUUAGACUGCAAGAUAAUGAACACUACGACCAUGCUUAAGAAGAAUUUCCUAAUCGGAUACGCAUCUCAACGUUUCUGUUAAUAUUUUCUUGGAUCGGUCACUGACUGUACAUUACAUAUGUUACCUCAAACUACUACUGCUGUAUCUGUAGUUUACAACUAAAGUGGGGAAACACAUACUAAACUUCAAAUCUCAACUCCACAGGGCGUGCCAUUAUUCAGACACAUCGGCAACCUCGCAGGCAACAAGGAGGUUUCUCUUCCUGUGCCGGCGUUUAAUGUCAUAAACGGUGGUCGCCAUGCGGGCAACAAGCUUGCCAUGCAAGAAUUGAUGAUUCUCCCGACUGGCGCUAAAUCGUUCACAGAAGCUAUGAAAAUGGCCACUGAAGUCUAUCAUCACCUGAAAAACGUCAUCAGAAGCCACUACGGACUAGACGCUUGCAAUGUUGGGGAUGAGGGCGGUUUCGCUCCAAAUAUUCAAACGCACUGUGAAGGUAUGUAAAAUUUUGCGUUAUUUGCUAUGAUAACUACCGUAAUGGAUGACACAUUGUCAUAAGUUAUUUGAAUAUUCCGAGAGAAUUUUGUAAUUAUCUCAAUUACACGGGUGUAAUCAAUACAGAACUGCGCCGAACGCUUACUUUCCAUUAAGUCACAAUGUCAGUAUUAAAUCAGACGCUAUAAAGUUAUAAUUAAGAGUCAACGGAUAGUAUCAUGGCGUGCUUGCCUCAGAAACCUCAUGAGGAACAAUACUCACAUGAUUCCAAUAUAAAUGAGUUGUGAAUUCGAAGAUUAUAUCCCCUCAGAGACGAAGUUAUUGGAUCCAAUAGGAUUACUAGAUAUGAAGAGGCGUGCCAGGUGGAACAACUUCUUUACAUUGCUUUGUAAAAAUAUAUUUGAAAAAGGCUGGAUGUCCACGCAACGACCUGUGAAGGCUCACCGGCGCCCAGCAGGCUGCCUCGGAGGCUUUCUUGACUUCAGUGCGUACAACGUGCCUAAGAGCGGAGCAGUGUAUACUGACUCUUUCCUUUUCUGAAGGCACACCGAACAUGUUGUCUUAUCCUUCAGUAGAUGUUCAGAUUCAUUCGACUAUUUUUACUUGCGUCACUUUAAGGUGGCUGGGAUGAGAGGAUAACGGUAACCGAUUAACUUGCCUGUGGUAUGAGUAAUGUUCACCGAUGUGGCUUGUAGUUUCAGUCUACAGUCCUCACAAACGAUCGCCUAUCGACAGGUAAAGUUUUAGGAGAGGCACCGGCAAAGAUAAGAGGGAGUAGACUGGUCUGCUUUAAACGUAAACAGGGUUAUCUGUUUUGCACUUUAAUGAUAUAAAUGAAGAACACUUUCGUCUUAACUAUUAAUUACGGCAGCAAGCGGCAGGACACUGAACGCCAUGAUUGAAUGGCAGAGUGUUUGACUUGAUGCUUCCAAAACGAAGAGUCCAGAUUUGGUCCCCAGGUUAUCCUAAACUGGAAUCCGAACCUGGCUGGUUGGCGACGACCGAAAAGUUCGAAAUGCCCAUUGCUUUUCCGUUUUUUGUGUGUACCGUUUUUGCUCGAUCAAUAUAGUUCCAAGCGUGCAGCUAAUUGCAUACAGUCAAGUCUGCACAAGGUCCCUUUGUGCGCACAGGAUUGUUUCUUAUGUUCUUAAGGUGACAUACGAUUCUUUUCUUGACUUUAAAAAUAAGCAAAGUAAAACUCGAGUUACUGCAGUUUAUACGAAAACAGCCAUAUUAUACAGUUAAAUGGGAGAGACUAGCGGUUAUUUGGCUACAAGUACAAUCUAUAAACCAUCUGCGCGAAUUAAAAAAGACAGAAAUUCCAGGCCAAAACAUUUUGUACUUUAGAAGACAGAGUUGGAAUUAGUCUUACCACAAAAAAGAUGAGCCUUGGGUAAUUGUCCUAGACAACCAGUGAAUUUGAUGUAAGCUUAGGGGAAUACAGGUUCCUAGUGUUCCCCGGCCGCUAUCAUUUUCUGACUUUCGAAACACUAAACUAACACUAAUUUUGCAACCGUGUUUGAGCAUAGUACCUUAUUGCCGCUACUUUAGGAAGUAAAAGUCUGUCUCUUGUGUACAAAUGUAAACUUAAUAUGUGCUUUUAGUACCGUUCGGUUUUUUUAAAGACAAAUUCUUAUUAUGCGCUCGAAUUCAGUAAAAAAAACGAACAAUUGUCUUCCCACUUUCUUGGGGAAUAUCUGACAUCACAAGAGACAACAACACUAACCAACGCGAGACAAUUGCAAGGUGAUUGAUUUGAAUAGGUCUCAUUCACAAACUACUGACAGUCUUACAUUUCCAUGACGACUAUUGUUUUGAUUUCUACGAGAUUCUUUCUUCUUUUCGUCCAUCUAUUUUUUUCAGCAAACGAGAUAGCACCUUUAACGGUCUUUACACGCGAAGAGAUAGUCAAAUAACUCCAGUGAAAAGGUUUCUGCUGCUGUUGAUUAUUCCAUAAGUUUUGGUCACCGAUAUAAUACCCCCGCUUACAUCCUUGUUCAGUCAGUCAUCAGAUAUCUUCAUCCAAGUGUAGUCUUUGAUUUAACAGUCGGUGCCCAUUGACAAAAAUUAAAUGAUCACUAAUCUACCCAGAAUAGUUACACUUUCAGGCAACCUGACUUUUAGUUUUAAAUUAUGCCAAAUAGCGCAAUUUUAUUUUUAGCAACAUCAUUUACAUGUCUCCACAAAGGGACAAUCUCUUUAUUUAACAAGCAACAAAUGAAGCAGUUACAGACUGGAGAGUCGCCUUCACCGAUGAAUAAUUUCUUACAGAUCACUUGCAUUUGGAAUGAAAAAGCUCAGAAGUGGAGGCAAGUAAAUACUUUAACUUUACUCAAAAACAAGGUUGUUUCCAUUAGCAGUAGGGACAUCCAAACAGGGAUGACUGGAGAAUCAAAAGGCAUUAGAUAAAGUUACAUUCGUUACAGAUAGAAACGGCCUCUGGAUUACAGGUCAGAACGCACGUUGGAAGUGCGUUAAGCGAUCGGGUUACGGAACACGCUAGUCCCUUUGUGCCUCAAGGCUCAGUGUAAAGCCCUCACAGGCAGUCGCACAGCUACCAGGAAUAUAUGCUGAGAAGAGACCCGACAAAGACAGAGACCGGGAUGGUCAUUUAUGGCUUGUUAGCCAUCGUCAGUCAGCCUUAUCCAAACCUAGGUUUUGCCACGCCUGAAUCCCCAACCUGCGCUACUAGCCGUCGAAUGUUAUUAAGCUUAACGUCUUAUCAACUGAGCCAUGGACCAUUUGUCCUGUCAGUUGCAACGGAUAAGAAACCAAAAAUUGCCAUCUGGUCUCCCUGUAUCUUACCGGGACUCCUUUCAGCAGAUUCAAACAUUGCUAAGCAAAGAGAGGAAUACAACAGUCAAACGAAAACGAGCAAAUGCCAACACUUCUGGGAGAGAAAAUGCUUUUGACCUCUUUCCCACCCUAAAACCAAGAAAACGUUCCAUAUAAGAAAAGCAUCAAUGUUCUUUACAUGCAGAUUUCUGUGAGGUAAGAAUCGGUUGCUAGAAUCGCUUAUUCGACUCAGCUUUGACCUAAAUAGCCAAACAGGCGUUAGUCGAUAAGUUUUAGCAGUAAUUAAGUACUUGCAUAAUUCUUUUCUAUUUCUUUAUCACAGAAACUUAGGGAACCUUUAUUAUUUCAAGUGUCUGCUGCCGCAGAGACCAGACGAUUACUCAUCAGACGCAUAAACGGGUGUCCUGCUCAAAUUUCGCCAAUCUCCAAAGAAAUUGAGCUGUUUUCGAAUCUUAGAGACUCUGCAAUAUCGGUAGCAUAACAUCAGGCUAUAUUUAUUUAGAAAUCGGAAAAGCUUUUCCACCGGGACUUGUAGGAAAACCUUGUUUGAAACUUCCAUGUCGUAAUACUGUAAAAUUUCAUACCGUUUUCUACAUCUGCGCACAUGCCUGAAGAAUAGCCGUAGCGUGUAAAAUACCUUUUUGGAAUUCCGGCGUAUUCUUCCUUAGACAGGACCGCAUAGUGUGCGGUAGUUUAUGCCCAAUAGAUACUUAACAUCUGACUUUUUCGGCAAUCGUCUUAGAUAUGAACAAAAGCUACACAGACCCGUUACCAAAACAGAGAGGAUAAUUACAUUUUCAAUGCCUUUUUAUGGUUCACGUUUUCGUAUUUCAUAGGCUUACUAAAGUUAUCUCCCAUUCUUCCAGAAAUGACUAACUCGAGCAACUCUAUCGGAUUUAUGCAAGGGCAUUUUAGAGACUAUGUAAAUUUAUAGAACACAAGUAGACAAAAACUCCCAAAUUUUCCACAAAAAACAUAAACACUAACAUUUACUGCCUCAGAACUUGCAAUAAUUCUAGUUAUACACUUGCUGUUUCUUUUUAAGCCUCUCACAAAAUUACGUCUCGGUUAAGUUUCAAAAAUAUGAGUCACUAAAAUCCGAACUAAUGAAAUAUGCCUAUGCGCACAUACGAAUUCCUGAUCAACAUCUGACUGCGAAUGCUCUCCAUAAACUAGAAAAAAACAUUACCACCACUAAUAAAUCCCGCAAAAUAGCAAGAGAUUCACCCGUACCCGUUUGCUAGAGAACACUGUCCCUUUCAUAAUUUAUUUUCUUUUCCAUACACAACAGCUUUAAACUAAUAAAACAAUGAUCACUGUAUGACCACGGUUGUUAUCAAGCAGCGGUCGGCCGUAUGCGUUUUGUUUACGAUGGUUUUAAGUCAAAUCUGGAGCUAAAAGUACAACCUUAUCCGCGUGGCUCUAACAGCCGAUUCAGGACAAUUACAUAAAACUCGGUUGAGCCCCAUAAAGCUAGGGAAAUAUGUCAGCUGCUGCAUAACGUGCUAGAUAAUGCAUGCUUGAUAACUCCUGCUAGAUAACGUGCUGUUCUUUGCAGGCUUUUAUACAACUAGAGAGUUUCCCUUAUAUUUUAAUCUGGCCGUUUUUUCGUUGAAGACUAAGUCAUGUCUCCAAGUACUGCAGUUAGUGAACCAGGAAAAACUGGAUGUGCUGACAACGCUUUAAAAAAGUAAUGUGUACACUUGUUUUCCAAAAACAUGGAGAUUAUUAUCGCCAAAAUUAAGCAAGAUGUACAGACAAAAGUUUUUACUCAAUCAAGAAAAUAUUAGACUACAGAGACAGGAGACUAGGAUGACCGCUUCUAGCUUAUUAGCAGUCUUCGGCCUGCCUUAUCCAAUCCCAAGUUUGGGGACCUCUGAGGUUCGAGCCUGUGCUGUUUUAGUUAUUAGUUCGACGCUCUAACCAUUGCAUACAUUACUAGUCAUUAUACUCCUGCUUGUGGGAUUCUAGAUUGAGCACUAAAGCACAACGGAAUGAGUGGUCAUGCACCCUGUGCCCCUUGUGUAUCGUGUCGGCGCAAUAACUUUUUUUUUCGAACAUAGCGGUAGUCGCAUGAAAGACAGGAACGUCCCCGAGCCGAGUGUGGUUAAAGAGAGGUGGGUCCCUUGUCUCUUGUGACAUGUCCAUUAAUGCUUUUCGAACCACUUUGUGGCAGCUUUAAAAUGCCCAUGAUUAUAAUUGAGGAUCUAAACUUUCCUCAGUCGCAGAACGGCAAGUACCUAUAAAAACUCCACGCUCGCUAAAAUAAAUACAAAAAUUACUAUGAAUAGAGCUGAUAAGUUAAAAAUGAGACAAUUAGCCGUUGGUUAGAUUAUUCAGUCAACAUGGGCACUGGACUGGUCGGAUGUGCAUUAGAUGAGCUAUCUCAUGCCAUAUUAACCGAAAUUUUUCAAUCUGUUUUUGAUUCAAAAAAUUUACUUAUGUAGGUUUGCAAUAUCAGUUAUCGUGCAGCGUACUCCUACAAUAUUUUAGUCCCACCAGGAUGCGGACUUUUAAAUAAGCUUCUUUUAAGCCGUCUGCAAAAACUACACUCUGUAAAAAUGACGACUUGUGUGGUGUAAAUUUUUCCCAUUGGUUUUCGAUGUCCUUAUGAAGUUAAGUAUAUUAUAUGAGAAACAUGCACACAAUCAUUCAUUCUUGUACUCAUUUGGUAGAGAAUUGAGUCCUCUCCCAAUCAUCUUUUUUAAGAGAGAGUAUCUUUUGAUUUUUUAAAAACUUUUCAGUUCCCGAAUAUUUUCUUGUCCCACCCUUUGUUACAACUGCAUUCAGGGUUUCCAAAGUACAUGCUGUACACAUUCCGUCAAAGAAAUAUCACACAUUUCUCUAUGCUGUUAAGAAGACGUCAUGUAGGACUCAUAAAAGUGGGAAGUGGAUGUCGGCCAGGUUGUGUAUUUUAUACGUAGCAUCAAUAAGCACGCUGAUACAAUUCUGCAUGAAUGGGAAGUUCAUGGCCUUGAAAAAACUCACAGUUAGAAGCAUCUUUAGAACCUAAAGAUACUCUCUCUUCAAGUAGAAAAUUAGAAGAAGCAGUUUUCUUCCACAAGGAUAGGCGAAUGUUUUUGUAUGCGUUUUCUAGAGAAUUUAAUUGAAUUUAUAGGAGCAUCAGAAGUCAAUGGGAAAAAUUCUUACUAAAUAAGUAGUCGUUUUUUUUACAGAGCGUAGUUUUUGUAGACGGCUGGACAGGAAUUUAUUUAAAAGUCGAGAUCCUAAUGUGACUGAAAUAUCAUAGGAUUGUGCUAUAUGACAGUUAAUAUUCAACCCUACUUGAGACAUAUUUUUGAGUGGAAAUUACAUUUCAGAAUUUUGGUUGACAGGUCAUGAAAUAGGUUGCAUUGAUUGGUUAUUCGGCCCAGAGCCAACACCGUUGCUGGGGUACUUGGGGGUUGCAGCGUUGUCCACUUUCCCUCUUUAUGGAAUUUUCCAAGUUUGACAGGAAAGAUUUGCUUGCAAAACGAAUUACCAUCACACAUCUAGCGUAACUUCACAGGCAUCUGCAGGUUACCUUGGACAAAAACCUUGUGAUAGGACUGGUAAAAUGUUCCGUGUUGAAGAUGAUCCACAACCUCAACAUUAUUUUGCUCGGACAAAUAAAUAGUUGGAAAACAUCACAUGGCUCCUCGAAAUUUUAUGCAGAGUUCAGAAGGGCAUCUAUCAACAGUUUGCUGUUUUUGUUAGCACAACCACCUACAGAGAAGAAGACACCCGUGAACGACCAAUUUCACUAAUUUAUCUUUAAAGCAACUAUGUUUGUACAAAUAGUUAGCUUUCCAGAUUGCAUCGCACGUUUUCAAUAGGCAAAAGCUCGCGGAUUGGGCGAAACAGUUUGUUUUUAAUUGGGUCAAAGGUGUGGAUUUGUGUUGAAGGAUAGAAAAGGCCUUAGCGAGGUCAGCGGUGGCAUCAGUGUGGCAGAAGAACUGGGCGGAUGGAAAACGAAGGACUAAAAAGACUCGGUUACCUUUAACGAACGUGGGCGGCUACGGUCUAGUUGUGCCUUAAAAGGACUUUAAGUGCUUGGUUAUACGCUUUAACGUAACUACUUGAAGUAAAAACUACUAAAUUCGGUCUAAGUCAAGCCACUUGGUGGUAGUAUAUGUCGUUGAGAUAAAUUUCAACCUGCUUUCAGCAUAGUUGCUAGUUAAAUUUCCAUACGCAAGUUUGUCCGAAAUCCACUCCGGUACUAAACAGAUAUCUGACAGCUUCAGUAUGAGUUUCUUCGAACUGAAAAAUCGUAAAUUGGUAUUUUCUGACUGACCUGACAAUGAAACCUUCGUGAGGUUUUGUAAAGGACAAUUUGGCAAGCAAACGCCAGCUUUCGAUAAAUUCUCUUUAGGCCUUUGAAUUUAUGUUGCUGUGGAAAUGAUUAAUAAGAACAUGCGGGCAAGUAGACGUUAUUCUGUAGCUGGGGUUCGAGGCCUUGGAUGAAACCAAGAGCAAAAUUACCGCCAAAAUAAAGGGGAGGAGAAUGGUGGGCACUGGGACAGGUAAUUAAUUAUAUGCGGGUGGCUGGCUUGGUGGUUUUGAGUAAUGGUAACUGGGGGGCCCGUAAGGAGGUCUUCUGAGCGCAUACGAAUUGGUUGCGCAACCUGAUUGCAGCCGCCUUUGCCGUUGUCAAAGGACGCGCCCCAAAUGAUUUUGUAUAGUUUGACUGUAACUUGUAAACCAUCCUGAAGACCCGUCCGGAAUCUACACGGUGAUCCGCGUCUGUCAUAUGCGCGAGGAUAGGGCUCUUGACGUUCUUUAUUUGGCCUUUUCCUAACUAUGCCGGAAGGCAUUCUCUUAUUCUUUUUGACAGACGCCGACUCGUACGACCAAUAUAUUCUGCCCCACAGGAGCAGGUGAGGGAGUAAAUACACAUAGAGCUUGUCUGGCCUGGCAGUUCUUGCCCUCUCCGUAUAGGAUAGGACCAGUGGAGAAGAGUAAACGGGCGUCGGCUGCUGAAAAGGUGCAUGAUAUAGCUCGAGUUAGUCGCCUUCUUAGAAGCUCACUUGGCGCAUCCCCUUGAAACGGGACUUUGAUAAAAAGCUUCUUUUUUCUGCCGUCAGCCUUGGGGGCUUUGGUGGUUUUUCGGUCAUGUACUUAGCAAUUACUCGAUCAGGUACCCGUUCUGUUGAAAUAGAUUUUCGACAAUCUUAAGUUCUUCAUCAAUGCUAUCAGCCGAACAGAUAAUCCUUACUCUGUGUGUUAGACAACGAACUAAAUUGUGUUUCGUGUUUAGCGGUACGAAACUUCCAAAACUGGUGUAUUGCCCAAACCACGUCUUCUUACGAUAGACGCUACGUCGAAUACUACCGUCAGGGCUUCUACCAAAAAGCACAUCCGAAAAGGGGGGCGAUUCGGACUUUUGUUCUUCCAGCGUGAAUUUGAUUGAUGAGUGCUCCCUAUUGCUAGCGUCCAGUAGGCCCGAAACGUCGUUUUGCUCAGGUGCAAUCGCGAAUAUAUCAUCCACGUUGCGCCCGUAAUAUCUUAGGCCAUCGAUCUGGCGACGCAGCUUGAAUGCCUCUAGCUCUCCAUUUGGUUAAUGGUUAACACCUGUGUUGGGAGUGCGCUAAGACUGUUUUUUGUUUAUAAGGCACAUAUUAUCCUCCAAAGUGCCAGGACAAUGACGUUUCAAACAGUAAGUGAGGUCGGCCGGCGGGGGGGAUAUGGACCCCCCCCCUGCUACACGUGCUCUCUUGCUUAAUUCCAGGGGAACCUAUUUCCGUGUUCUAACUUCAUUCCUUACCCUGGCCCUAACACUAGCUCUCAUAACCGUAACCGUACCCAACCCUGACUCUAGCCCUAACCUCCUGGAAUAUGGGCAAAGCCACCUGCAAUUGGGGAAGACGCAGACUCCCGUGUUCAACCACAACGAAAAUAGACCAUGAGCUGUUUCUUAAAUAACACUGUUUAAAGUAAAUAAAUGGUGUCCUUCAGGAGGCGGUACUUUGACGACUGCUGGAGACAGUUUCGCAAGUAUUGAAUUUAACUAGGAAAUAUGUAGUCCCUCGGUGCUUGGAAAGUAAGAUGGUCGUCGACUAGGGUUUUUCCUUGACAUAGAGCUCUCAUUAUAUGAUCAAACCAGCUGAAGCUAGUUAUCAAAAAAAGUUUUCGCUCUGGCGUUCUAUUGGCUCAGCUGUCUUAAUUAUGUUGGAUUUGAUGGGACCCUAUCUAUUGAGUUCCAGCCAUCACUAGAAUGCGACGGAAAUUUUAGAAUGCGCACAAAUUUUCAUUGUUGAAGCGACACAACAAUUCUGUCUUUAAGUUUUUGACCUGAUACGUUUAAAAACACCUUGGAUUUCUCGAACCUAUGGCGACACUAACCAAGUGUACAGGAUAUAGCAAUGACGAGAAUAAGAGUUGCUGACUCGCAGAUAAGCUGAGACGGUUUUUAUUGAACAGUUUAUGUCUCUAUAGCGACACGGAAUUAACUGAGCUUCCUGAGAUAAUCUAUGUUACAUCGCAAAUUCCCACAUUCUCGAUAUCAAUUGUCGGCCCUUCCACGGUUUCCGAGGGCUUAGUUGUUUUAGAAGUAUACUGAUGUCGGAUAUCAUUAGCGCUCAGGAGAUUGCAGUUUAUUUGCCACUUUUACUAGUGGGGACAAACGUAGAUUAAUCGCCCGGUUUUUUGCUAUCUGUUCAUCUCUACCGAUUGAAGCGACAGCGAACAUCAGUGCAAAUUCUCAGCAUUCGCUAGAUGCUCUGUUCAAUCAGAUUUCUCACUCGCUAUCAAAUAACCAAAAAUAGUCGUGUUGUUUUUAAAUAUUACUCAUCAAACAAGAGCAGAAGCCUUCAAAAAAAUUAAACACAUUCAAAUAAUCAUUUUAACAGUCUUCAACUCUUUACUGACAAGAUAAGGACCUGUAAAUCCCGUUUUCUUGGAAGAUGAUGUCUUUAAAACCAAAUAAUCAAACGAACUCCACUUCAAUCUCCCCUUUAUUGUGAAGUCAUUUAUUGCGCAUAUGAUUGUCUAGUGAAUACAGCUUUAUAAACGGUUGGGGAAAUUCCAAGAGACUGUGGGGAGUGAAGUAACAUUUUUAAUCUUAACGUUCAAAAUUAUCUCAAAUAUUUGGCACUAUCUUGAAAGAAAUGUUUUCCCAUCCGUUUGGCUAGUACUGGCUAUUUCCGAAGUAACGCGUAAUUUACACGUCAAGUUACAUUUAGUAGACCCUGCCCGCAAUUGUUUGGACUUUUGUUGAUAAAUUCUUAAUGGACACUAUCAGACGCAAUCCACCAUACAACAUCAAAAAUCUUCUGGCGUUGAGGCGGUGCCUUUGAAGUGUGGGGUACUGGAGCAGCUGAUGAUAUCCAAUGAGAGGUUCGGUUGGCAUCAUUUUUUAUAACAGGAAUGCAAACAGUCAAAGAAUGAUAUGUUUACUUACAAUCUUUUUGCGUGCGUGAGGCCCGUUUGAUCAGCCGGCACCAUUUUUCAGUUGAGGAACAUUUUGGAGGAUUUUCCUUCACUCAGUUUAAAUAUUUUGAAGAGUUCUUGAGACGUUAUCUUCGAAUGUUUUCAACAGUGUCACAUAAUCCUUUGUUACAAUGCCGGAGGCUCUUCCUAGACGUGACACCUUCUCAAGACAUCUAUUACUAGGAGAAAGUUUAAAUCAUCUCUAAGAAGUUGGUUCUUUUGGUGUAUGUCUUUCAAAUGCUACUUACGUCUUAACACAUGCUUCAACAGUCUUCGGUUCAAGAUCAAAUUCAUAAAACAGACACGUCUGAUUUGCACUUAGUUCCAUGAACGUUUAAAAGUGGAUGAAAAUCACAAACCAGGGGAUAAAGCAUUGAAAGGUAUUUCAUUUAAUCGUAAACUAUCUGCGCUGGAUGAUACAUGUGUCCGGGAAGUCUAAACAAGAUUCAACAGGCCGUUCCGUCGAACUCUAAUGAAAACAGCGCGAAGAUCUUUGGUCACUUAGUACAUUUAUUCAUUGGCAGUGGAGUCUUUCGUGGCGGAAUUUGCCAAGAAUUUAGUCCGAAUAUGCCCUCUGUCGGUUCCAGUUUAGACACCAUCAAACGUUUUUUGUAGAUAAUAAUGGGACCCGUUUUUUUCCCCAUAGUUGCAAUAAGUGCAUUUCUGACUAAAAGUCUUUGCGUGCACUUUAUUUAUAAAGGUUUGGAUUUGAUACAAGAAGCCAUUGAAAUGGCGGGUUACACUGGCCUCAUUAAGAUCGGUGUUGAUGCAGCAGCAUCCGAAUUUUAUAAGGCAGGGAGGUACGACCUCGACUUCAAGAAUGUUGAUUCUCAAGAAUCAUCUUGGCUAACUGCCGAACAAUUGUCCAAUAUAUACACAGAGAUGACUUCAAAGUAUCCCGUCGUUCUGAUCGAGGAUCCAUUUGACCAAGAGGAUUGGACUGCCUUUCGGGAAUACACAGCAAAGAGCACUGUUCAGGUGAUUACUUAUUAUGUUUGUAUUUUCUUUCUGCUCUAGUUUCCUUGAAGCACGAAAAUAUGUCUUUCGGAAAUCUACGACUCGACUGCAUACCUAAGUUAAUUAUUUUUUCCCCUAUUACUAAGAUCGUGGGUGAUGACCUUCUGGUAACCAAUCCAGCACUAGUACAAAAGGCAAUCGACACAAAGGCUUGCACGGCCUUGCUCUUGAAAGUGAAUCAGAUCGGUUCCGUGACAGAAGCGAUCGAGGCCUGUAAGCUAGCCCAAAAGGCUAACUGGCCCGUUAUGGUUUCGCAUCGUUCUGGCGAGACCGCAGAUACGUUCAUUGCUGACUUGGCAGUUGGACUAAAUACAGGGCUGAUCAAGACGGGCGCUCCGAGUCGAUCAGAGAGACUGGUGAAGUACAACCAACUUUUGCGGAUCGAGGAAGAACUUGGCGAGUCAGCCGUCUACGCGGGAGCCUUCUUUCAGAAAAAGUGGUCAGUGUGA
Molecule: messenger RNA, 18194 nt
Organism: Spirometra erinaceieuropaei
Lineage: Eukaryota; Metazoa; Platyhelminthes; Cestoda; Diphyllobothriidea; Diphyllobothriidae
Source: the annotation of a GenBank genome assembly